Molecule: messenger RNA, 1624 nt
Organism: Oncorhynchus tshawytscha (Chinook salmon)
Lineage: Eukaryota; Metazoa; Chordata; Actinopteri; Salmoniformes; Salmonidae
Product: homeobox protein Nkx-3.1
Exons: 2
Coding region: 215-823 (202 amino acids)
Biological process (GO): cell differentiation; regulation of transcription by RNA polymerase II
Cellular component (GO): nucleus
Molecular function (GO): DNA-binding transcription factor activity, RNA polymerase II-specific; RNA polymerase II cis-regulatory region sequence-specific DNA binding
Source: RefSeq, a predicted model, not a curated record
GACGUCGCCGAGAUGACGCGUCUCGCCAGUCGCUUGUGCUGUCAUGACCACAACAGCACUACUAUAAAUUGACGCGCCAGUAAGUCUUUCACAAGGUAUAAGCUUUGCUACGAGCUAGCCCUGUGUCCCGGGCAUCAUUCCCUACUUGGCUUGUGCGAUUCAGUCAAGCCUAGCAUUCAUUCGUUGGCCCAUACGGUGGAUUCCUAACUGCAGAAUGUCGGAGCCAGUCAAGCCACCAACUUCGUUUUUCAUCAAGGACAUCCUCUCCAUUAAAGAGAAUACACGGCUAAACUUCAGGUGCUCUUCCUCACACAAGGCCAAGGAGGGAUGCGCGCAAUGGAAUAACCAACAGUGCGAGCAUGUAUCACAGUCAGAGGAACUUUGCGCACAGGAUACAGCAUUUGAAGGGCGGAAAGAUUUAUUUGACAGCUCUUGUUCUAGCACCCCAGAUGCCAUGAUAAGCUUUACAUCAGUCGGCAAACAGAAGCGCUCGCGCGCUGCCUUUACGCAUCUGCAAGUGUUAGAACUGGAGAAGAAAUUUAACCACCAGAAGUACCUGUCCGCUCCCGAAAGAGCCAAUCUUGCCAACACGUUGGGACUGACCGAGACCCAAGUUAAAAUCUGGUUUCAGAACAGAAGAUACAAAACCAAACGGAAGCAGCAAGCUACGGAGUACUGUAAGGACAUCUUUCAAAAGUCAGAAGAACUAAGUACAGAGGACAAUUUAGUCAGAUCGUCGCUUCUCUCCACGUUCUACAAAACAUAUAAAUACCAACCAUAUGUGUAUGACUUCAAUAGCACAUGGAGACCAAUACUGUGGUGAACAUUACAUAAUACUGGACAAUAUUCAGGUCAAUAUGGACACAAUGCCUUAUGAGGAGAGUAUGUUAAACAACUAAUUAUGUUACCUAGUUAUUUGAUCUAUUCAGCACAGUAACUUGUCAUUUUUUUCACAAUUUACUUUUAUAUGGCUAAAAUGUAGCCUACCAAUGUCAAACCGUCAAGCUGUCAUUUUCCAUUCAUAGCCUAUAUGUAUGAGUAUGUUAUCACAGGAAAAAUGACACAAUCACUUUGUUGCUUGCAUUUCCUUUUUUUAUGUAUAUUAUUUUUUUUCCCAAAAUUGCAAGAAAAUAAAGGGUAACUGAUUUGAAAUUGAGACUAAGUAAUUCAAAGGCUAUUGUAGUGUCAAGGUCUAUGAAAAGUUUUGCCAGCCGUAGUAAUACAAAUCUUGCUAAAUGUUUCAGUACCCGUGCAGCUCACUUUUUAUUUAGACAGUGCAAAUAUGCUCCUUACUAUUGAGAGUAGUGAUGGUUAUUGAAAAUGACAGUUUACUCUUUCCAUUUUACAGAGUUACAACUAACACUUUAUCCCUCUGUUUAAGCAUACAUGUCAUAAUUCUGUGCUCUGAGAUGCUGAAGAUACACACUAAAACACUAUGUAUGCAAAGGGCCAUGGCUGGUUGGAGACAAAAGAUGUGAUUUUACUUGGCAAUAUCUUGACAAACUCCUCCCUGGAGCAGCCAUGAAUGUUGCUUUAAACUGAAAUGUAUAUUUUUACAUUCAGGAAUGAAUGCUUGAAAUAUGGUCUACAGUAACUGUUUCCAGAGGCUAACAAUGGUUGUACC